AUGGCCGACAAGUUCGUAGCGGCCCACGCCGGAGCCAAAAAGGCCGAGGCGAGAGUGAACGACAUAUUUGUUGUUAAACAAUCUCUAGGAGAGGGACUAGGGGACUUCCUUGCCCGGUUCAACCGAUUAAGGAUGACUUUGCCAAACAUGUCCGAAGAGAUAGUCUAUGACCUGGAGAAGCUCGGGCCAAAAUUGAAAUGGCCGCCAAAGAUGAGAUCGGACCUUAACACCAGAAAAUCUGAUGCCCUCUGUGAGUUCUAUCAAGAACGAGGGCACAAGAUGGAAGACUGCAUCGUCCUAAGGCAGGAAGUCGAGAAUAUGCUACGACAAGGACACCUUAAAAAGCUUCUAAGCGAUAAGGGAAGAACCAACUUUGCCAGAGGACACGAACAUCAUGGACCGCCCAAACCACCCUCACUAGCUCGUACCAUCAACUUGAUUAUCGAUGACGAUGCCUCUAUCAAUAUCGUGAAGUUCACCACUACCCACAAACUCAAGCGAUCUAUCACUCGCGAACAGUACGACAAACUCGAAGAAAGUAUCAUUUUUGACAAGUCGAAAGCCAACGGUUUAGAUUUUCCUCAUAAUGAUGCCCUCGUUGUUACUCUACAAGUUUUAGAUACUGAUGUUAAAUGCAUUAUGAUAGAUGACGGGAGCGGCGCGUGCAUUAUCCAUCCCCGAGUACUUACCUAA
Molecule: messenger RNA, 693 nt
Organism: Nicotiana tabacum (common tobacco)
Lineage: Eukaryota; Viridiplantae; Streptophyta; Magnoliopsida; Solanales; Solanaceae
Source: RefSeq, a predicted model, not a curated record